AUGACACUGAAUGAAGGUCUGUUUGAAAGAACACUAAAGUAUGGUAUUGCAGUGCCAAUGAGUCGAUCGGAUCAGUUGAGAAGCUAUAUUGGUCAGUCGUUGGAGAGUCUUAGACCACAUUUGAGCAAGAAGGUCAAUCCAGUGGAGAAGAUAUCAUUGACAAUCCUGAAUGAAUAUGAUCAUCCCAUCGAGAGAUUCUCAUUCACCUUCAACAAUGAGGUCGUCACGCCAGAUCCACCACCUCCACCUCCUCCACAAGUUGUCGAUCAACCUCAACAACAUCAACAGCAACCUCAACAACAACAGAACUAUAUGAUACUUGAUGGCAGUCAAGAUGGUUUGAUGAAUGAUCCAAAGGAGUAUUACUUCAAUAUGUUGUCAAAGGUUGAUGGCGUAGGUCAACCUCAACCUCAACCUCAACAACCGGUCCAACAACAACAACAACAACAGGUCAAGAGGCCGACCACACAGCAGUUGGAGGAUUCGUUCAGAGCAUACUUGUUGAGGGUACUGGCUGCAGACUCAUUCCUACAGAGUUCACAUCUGAGCAGUGCAACAGAGCGCAAGUUUGUAAUCCAUGUUCAUGCUGUGAGCAUCGAGUCCACAAACAAUGUAUUGGACAUUGACCCAUUGAAUCCACCUGGUCGUGUCGGUGCUCCAGGAGCAUUAGGCGUCGGAGGUGGCGGUGUCAGAGUCGGCGGUCGACUGAAGGAGUUCAAGCCAGUAUGGGUCAGUGCGUCCAAGGAUGAAUAUGACAUGGGUCCUCCAUCCUCCUCCAACAACAAUGUAGUUGUAUCUCUAAAGACUAUACAAGGUGUAGAUACAGCCAAUAGGACACUAACUGCUUCAGUCGAGCAACAACAACAAUACCAAGCAGCUCUUCCUACCAAGGGCUCAUCACCAAUUUGA
Messenger RNA from Acytostelium subglobosum LB1, 909 nucleotides. RefSeq lists its product as hypothetical. Gene Ontology annotation, cellular component: zeta DNA polymerase complex. Lineage: Eukaryota; Evosea; Eumycetozoa; Acytosteliales; Acytosteliaceae. The coding region runs from base 1 to 909 and encodes 302 amino acids. The record is from RefSeq and is a predicted model, not a curated record. The transcript has a single exon.